CAAAUCCUAUUUUGUUGUACCAUUGCGUGCAGGUUAUUUAUUCUAAUGAUACACACACACACACACAUGUUUUAUACAACGGUGGUUGAAAAUUUUGGGGGUUGGGGGUGACCUUGGAUUUUGGAUUUGUUCAUUUGGAGCCCUUGAGGAUUAAAUAACUUUCACAUACAUACAAAUACUAGUGUUUUGGAUAUUAACUAUGAACCACUACUUUAGGAGUUUGCUAUUUUUCAUAUUUAUGAUUGGUUAUCAAUUCUUUGUAUUUGUUCUACACUGAAGCCUUAUCUUCGAGAUUAUAUUUGUUCGACAUUAUUAUCCCGUGCACAGAGAAGAUGGCCAAAGAAUUACGAGAGGAAAGGAAGCCAUUGAUAAUAGCAAUGAAAGGUCAUCCUGGCACUGGGAAAUCCACUUUAGCCCACGCCUUAGCCUCAACCCUCCAUAUCCCUCUCAUCGACAAAGACGACAUCCGCGACUCCACUUUUCAUCUCCAGCAACAAUCUUCUUCCCUCCUCAACGACCUCUCCUAUGAAGCUAUCUGGCGAGUUGCCUCCACCCAGCUCCGCCUCGGCCUCAGCCUCAUCGUCGACUCUCCUCUCUCUCGUAGAACCCAUCUCGACCGUUUGUUGAGCUUGGCAGCCUCGGCUGGAGCCCGCCUCGUGAUAUUGGAGUGUAAGCCGUUGGACGAGGCCAAGUGGCGGGAGAGGCUGGAAGGGAGGGACAAGAAUUGGCACAAGCCACCCAGUUGGGAGGAGCUUGAGAAGUUGGUGCAAGGGUAUAGCGGAUGCACGGAGUAUGAUGUUGGGGAUGUGCCCAAGAUGGUGUUUGACACGACGGCGCCCAAUGUUGUGGUGGAGGAGUUGGUUCAAAGUGCCGUGGACUUCAUUGCUUCUUGUUGUGGCAGCUUCCCAACAUGUAUCCCACGUAGUUCUUAAAACUAGUAAUUACCUUUUUUUUUUUGUUUUGUACACAAGAGCAUGGAAAAGGCCAAAUAUUUAGACUGUGAUAUUACCAAGAAAA
This is a messenger RNA of Theobroma umbraticum, 1017 nucleotides long. RefSeq lists its product as uncharacterized. Lineage: Eukaryota; Viridiplantae; Streptophyta; Magnoliopsida; Malvales; Malvaceae. The record is from RefSeq and is a predicted model, not a curated record.